AUGACUGAGGUCGUGCCCGCCGACCGCACGCAGCUUCUGCAAUCAAAGCGGGCAGAAUGCACUGCAAUUGCACGGUCGCGCAAGAGGAAGCUUCGCGCUCUCUUCGAGAUCGCCUCCAGCCCCGAUGGUCUCCCCAAACGCAGCUUCGCAGACCCCGACGCGCAACCCAUCAACUCUGCCGAGUCGCAAUUUCUUGAGGCAUGUGACAUCCUACAGGGAAGGAAGCUCAACGAGUUGAAUAUACCAACGCGCCCGAGACCACGACCUGAAUACGCCAGCCGACCGACCCCGAAUGUGACACUCGCGCCGAAUGAGAAUGCCGUCUCUAUACCGUCGAAACAAUAUGGUCAUGAAGCAUUGCGACAGAGCGUGGUGCCUCCAUCUGGAGUAUCGCGGCCACCUGUUGGAGAUGUGCAGAACAAGCUUUUUCCUCAUCCAGCUACGUCUGGAAUGCUAAAGUCGCCCCACCCAGCUUUGACUUUAGAAGCAGCUCGCAGCGCAUCUACUUUAGGAACUGAAGUCCCCAGAAGCAAUGAGCAGCCAAGCAGACUACCGCAAGGGCAAGGACCGAGGGAAAAGUUGAUGAAGGAUGAUGGGCAAGGUGCAGUUUCUCUUCCGACAGGACGUUUGCCAGCUAGUCCAAUAGGUUUGCCUAUACCUAGUCCGCCUCAGAAACUUCCAGAUAUGUCGCGCUAUGCUGCUCCUCAGCGCUCACUUCAGGCACCUCAAGAACAAGGACGGGAGGCUACUAUGUCGAUGGACAUCGAUGGGCCCUCAGUUAAAGGUUCGGAGCAGAGUGGAAGCCCGACUCACGAGCUGCCUACGGUAGACCCAGUUCGACCUAUCGACGUCCUGUCGUCGCCAGGAUCUACUGCCCAGACAGCGACAACACCGGCUGUCCUUGACGUAUCGACGAACACCAGUCCAGAUCACGAUGGGGCGCCGUUUGCAGAAGAGAAGGUUGAAGAUAAGAGCACGGAAGACAACCAAGUACCAAGGCCGCAACUGCAGGGGAUGGGUUUAGACCACGGUCCACGACCAACUGACGAGCCGGUUGUCCCAUCCGAGAGCAUCCCGCAACAGGUCGAGGCUCAACUGAUACGAGACUCAACUGGCGUGGUGCUCGUUUCGCCGCAGACAGCAUCGCCCACUAGCCAUGUCGUUUCAACAAAUCAAGAUGGGAGAACAGCAGGACUCAACCGAAUGGCUCCCCUUUCCGAUCGACCGAGUGCUCCUAUUGAGGCCACCGGUCAACGAACGGACAUGCUGAACGGCCAAGAACGAGGUGUUUCCAUGGCCGUUAGUACGCCCAAGGCCGAAUUUGACGCAGAUCGAGGCCCUCAACGAACGGUCACCGGGGCGGGCGUUCCUGGGAACCAUAUUCCCGUCAAAGAGUCCCAGGGACCGCUCUCGACUACCACCCCUUUGCUCUUGCCCACCCCAGUCAUAUCUCAAAAGCUAGGCCAUGGAAGUACAGAGGGUGUCACAGGUGUCGCCUUACAGAAACCCGUUUCCGAAAUACUGGCAGAAUGUCCAAAACCAUCACCUGCGGACCUACCAGCGUCGAGCGAUUCUAAUACUCUACACGUCAGACCUAUUACGCCAACGUCGCAGUCCUCCAAAGGCCGUAAUCGAAGCCUUGUUCAGAAAGCAAAGGCUAAAGAGAAGAGUAAAUUAUCUAGGGUGGUAUUUGGUAAACGACCUUCACGUCCCUCAGACUCUGCCAAGUCUCUUGUGCAUAACCGCUCUAAGGCUGGCCAAAGCCUGAGUGAUGACUAUUUCACGCCACUAUUCGUCAAUACCUUUGCGUUGAACUCCAAAUGGAUGAAGCCCUUGGACCACAUCCUACAUCAAGCACACAAGACGGUAUCGACACCGGAUGCUUACACACAGAUACUUGACCACCAGGCAUGCCGUGUCCUCAGGAGAGUCUACAUGCUCCAACAAGCUGACAAGUGGUCUCUGCGUCAGCCUAAACGCUGUCCUGAGCCCACGCGUCAAGCCUGUCACUGGGAUGUGUUGCUUCAGGAAAUGAAAUGGAUGAGGACCGACUUCCGCGAAGAGCGGAAGUGGAAAAUGGCGGCCGCCCGCAACCUCGCCCAUGCCUGUGCCGAGUGGAUCGCCUCUUCUGACGAAGACCGCAAGGCCCUGCAAGUGAAUGCUGUUGUGCCACCUUUGGUCGACAUCGAAGCAGCCGCGAUGACAGAGGCGCCCCUUUCUCUCGAUCCGGAUGUACAUCCCACCCCAGAUCUGAUUCCUUCGGCAGAGUCUGACUCGCCAUUGGAACCGGAUGACGAGCCAGGUGUGAAUAUCUUUAACACUGUAGCACCCUCGGCUAUCUUUGCUCUACCCGAUGAUGACAUAGUAUUCUCUCUUCAACCAUCACCUAACACGGAUCGUCUCCUUGAUGAGUUACCUAUGUAUGGGUCGCCCCUGAAAGUUCCGAAGUCUGACCUGGUUGCGCCUGAAUUCGACCCUGAUGCUUACUGGCGAAGGCCUGCUUUGCCGUUGAGCAAGUUCGUGGAGGGUGAGAUGGAGUUGACAUCGAGCGAACCGCCCCAGAAACGCAGUCGGUACCGCUACGCUCAAGAGGACGAUGAAGAUGACGAGGUGAUCUUCGGUUUUGAUGGGAGUAGUCAACCUCACGUCGGCCCACAGUCUCCCGAUGUGGCACUGUUCCGACCGGAGAACAAAAGCAUCAGAGACAGGCUACAUGCUGGUCAUCAGUUCCGACCUCCGAAUGAGCACACGAUGCCUUUCCAAACAUUCUACGAAUCACGUAGUCCUUCGCAAUGGAUACAAUCCGAGGAUGAUGAUCUGAAGAGCUUGGUCCGCGAGUACUCAUACAAUUGGUCUCUAAUAUCUAGUAUGCUGUCCACCAAGUCCGUGUUUGCAUCGGGAGCGGAGCGUCGAACACCAUGGGAAUGCUUUGAGCGGUGGGUUAUGCUUGAGGGGCUUCCUCACGACAUGCAGAAGACCCAGUACUUCAAGUUGUGGCAGAACAGGAUUGAGACAGCCCAGCAACUCAUUCGUCAACAAAACCAUGCCGCGGUUCAACAGCAGCAACAACAAGCACAGCAACAACAACAGGCAGGCGGAAAUGGCCCAGCUACUCCCAUUCCCCGACGCCGGUUAUCCAUCCCUUUGAAGGUAGACAGACGGCGGAAUCAAAAGCACUUGACGAUGAUAGACGCUAUGAGAAAACUGGCAAAGAAACGAGAGACGGCAGUGCAGAAGCAACAACAUGCGGCCCAUCUUGCUGCAAUGAGGAAGGUGCCCGAGGCCCCCCAGCCUAAGGCGCCGACCAAGACUCCCGGGGAGUACAGCAUCAUGCGUUGGGAGCGUGAUCAAGCCAUGGCUGAGAGACUGGCGGAGAGGAUGGCCCAACAACAGCGCCAUGAGGCACAGCGCAGGGUACGAGCUGCUGCCAAUACUGCCCAGAAUAGUGUUAACCUCCACCCGCAGGCUGCACUACAAAGAGCCCAGCAAGGCCAAAUCGCUCAAAUGGCAGCAGCACAAAAUGCCAGUCAACUCUCGCAGACGGCUCCUCAGAUGGCCGCCUCACACCCGCAGAACAAUGUGGCCCGCGCCAACGCCCCGAACCAAAUCACAGCCAACAGCCAGGCCCGGCCACGCAUGCCCGUGCAAACGACGCCCAACGGCACGGGGACCCAGAACCACAUGGCUCAGACCCAGGUGGCUGGCAACCUUGUACCACCCAUGCAGAUGAACGGGACUCCGCACGUCCAGAUGUCGGUCGCCAAUGGACAGUCGCGCAUGGCCAUGCCGAACGCCUCUCAGAAUCUCCAGAUGUUGAUGCAAGCCCAACAAAUCUCGGAGCAACAGCGUCGGUCAGUACAGCAGAUGCGACAGCACCCGCCUCAACAAGAAGCAAUGCAAGGGAACACCACCCCCAUGCAGAACUCACCUCCAGCCGCCAUGCGCGCUGCUGCUCUCAACGGGUUGAACCAGAAGAACUAUCUGAGCAACGCGCAGGCCAUGAUGUCGCCUUACAAUGGUGCGAACAGCUCGGGACUGUCAACACCUACAGCAGCUGGCUCUAACAUGGGUUCUGAGCAGUCAGCGUCCCCCCGUCCGCAUGCUAUCGUGCCCCCACAGCCACACCAGACGUAUGUUUCGCAGCUCCAGAACAUAGAGAGCCAAAUCAGGCAAACGCACCCAGACGCCCCACAGAACACGGUCCGCGAGAUUGCUAGGAAUUUGUUGCAGAACGGGCAGAACCGGCAUAACACGCUGACACAGUCUGCCAUGAAUGCUGCCGCUGGAGGUCCCGGGCAAGCGGCUGGUGCCAACGGCCCCCAUCAGUAUGCCCAGCUCCUCCGAGCACAGCAACAGCAGCAAGCACAACUGGCUCAACAAGCGCAACAGCAGGCGCAGCAACAGGCACAACAGGCACAACAAGCAGCCCAGGCUCAAGCUCAAGCUCAGCAGAAUGUACAACACCAACGAAACUCGAGUGGGAGUGCAACGCCGACUCCAUCGAUGCCAAAAUAA
This is a messenger RNA of Anthostomella pinea, 4515 nucleotides long. The record is from the annotation of a GenBank genome assembly. Lineage: Eukaryota; Fungi; Ascomycota; Sordariomycetes; Xylariales; Xylariaceae.